Messenger RNA from Aureobasidium namibiae CBS 147.97, 966 nucleotides. RefSeq names its product phosphoribosyl diphosphate synthase. NCBI's taxonomy places the organism in Eukaryota, Fungi, Ascomycota, Dothideomycetes, Dothideales, Saccotheciaceae. The transcript is spliced from 4 exons. Gene Ontology annotation, cellular component: cytoplasm; ribose phosphate diphosphokinase complex. The record is from RefSeq and is a predicted model, not a curated record. Gene Ontology annotation, molecular function: magnesium ion binding; ribose phosphate diphosphokinase activity. Gene Ontology annotation, biological process: purine nucleotide biosynthetic process; ribonucleoside monophosphate biosynthetic process; 5-phosphoribose 1-diphosphate biosynthetic process. The coding region runs from base 1 to 966 and encodes 321 amino acids.
AUGGCUACCAACUCGAUCAAGCUCCUGACUGGCAGCUCCCACCCUCAGCUGGCUGAGCUGGUCGCGAGCCGUCUGGGAAUUGAGCUGGCCAAGAUCAUGGUCCUGCAAUACUCCAACAACGAGUCGAGCAUCAGUAUCGGCGAGUCUGUCCGCGACGAGGAUGUCUUUGUCCUGCAGUCCACCGCUCCCGGCGACAUCAACGAUGGAGUCAUGGAGUUGCUCAUCAUGAUCAACGCUUGCAAGACAGCCUCUGCCCGUCGCAUCACCGCCGUCCUGCCCAACUUCCCCUACGCUCGUCAAGACAAGAAGGACAAAUCGCGUGCCCCCAUCACUGCUCGUUUGAUGGCUAACAUGCUUCAAACCGCCGGCUGCAACCAUGUCAUCACUAUGGAUCUCCACGCCUCGCAGAUCCAGGGCUUCUUCAAUGUCCCUGUCGACAACCUCUACGCUGAACCCAGCACCCUCCGCUGGAUCCGCGACAACCUCAAAGUCCAAGACUGCGUCAUUGUGUCCCCCGACGCCGGCGGCGCAAAGAGAGCUACCUCCAUCGCCGACGGUCUCGACCUCGGCUUUGCCCUCAUCCACAAAGAACGCGCUCGUCCCAACGAGGUCUCCCGUAUGGUCCUGGUCGGUGAUGUCCGCGGCAAGGUCGCCAUUAUCGUCGACGACAUGGCCGAUACUUGCGGUACCCUCUGCAAGGCUGCCGAGGUCGUCAUCGAGCACGGAGCCAGCAGCGCCAUCGCCAUCGUCACCCACGGCAUUCUGUCUGGCAAUGCUAUCGAACAGCUCAACAAGUCCAAGUUGACCAAGCUCGUCGUCACCAAUACUGUUCCCCAUGAGGAAAAGAAGGCUUUGUGCGACCGUAUCGAAACCAUUGAUAUCUCGCCUACUCUCGCAGAAGCCUGCCGCCGUACUCACAACGGCGAAUCCGUGUCGUUCCUCUUCAAGCACGCCCCUGUCGACUAG